AACAACCAGUUUAUUACUCUAUUAUCAGCAGAGAGAAGAAACUGCUCUGAACUUAACUCUCCUGAACAUUCAUUUUGGCCAUAAACUGAUUAGACAAAUGAAAUGUUUCACACAGCCCAAAGUGUUAGCUUGGAGCCAGAACACAUUAAUAAGGCUUUGAGCUCUGGCUAUCAUUGAAAUACACUACAGACACAAGGAGCCUGCACAACACAGAGUUCCUUAUAUGGUAUUGCCAUGACGUAAUGCUCCAUAGGCUUGGGGCAUGCAGAGAGUCUCUCUCUCAUUGUUUGGUGUAACUGCUGGAAUGCUCACAUCCCUGAUGCCUAAGAGAAUCAAAAUCCCAGCACCACGGAGCAAUAGCUAACACAGGGACUCUGCAGUUCAUUCACUGAAGAUUGAAAAAGCUUAUUGAUCAAGACGCAGCCUAUCAGGCAAAAAAAGAAAAGGAAAACAGCAAGAAAAUACACAAAUUGAAGGAGGAGCUGGUAAAACUCAAAUCAUUUGCGUUAAUGGUCGUGGAUGAACAGCAAAGACUCACAGAACAGCUAAGCCUGCAAAGCCAAAAGAUCCAAGACUUGACCAUCACUGCGGAACAAGCUCAUGAGAAACUCUCCACUGCAGAAACAAAAGCUCAAGAAGAGGAGCAGAAAGCUCUCCGGCUGGAGGCAGAACUUCAGGCGCAGUCCUGUAAGGCCUGCCAAGAACAGGAGGUCGCCAUGGCCAAACUAACCAAUGAAGAGAGCCAGAACCGCCAGCUCCGCUUAAAAUUGACAGCUCUCAGUCGGCAAAUUGAUGAACUUGAGGAGACUAACAAGUCAUUGAGGAAGGCGGAAGAAGAACUGCAGGACCUGAGAGAGAAAAUGAACAGAGGGGAAUGUGGAAACUCUACCCUUAUGUCUGAAGUGGAAGAACUAAGGAAAAGAGUACUUGAGAUGGAAGGGAAGGACGAAGAACUCAUAAAAAUGGAAGAACAGUGCCGGGAGCUUCACAAGAAGCUAGAAAAAGAAGCCUCUCAGAGCAAGAACUUCAAAGCAGAAGUUGAUAAACUCAACAAGAGAAUAAUGGAGCUGGAGAAGCUGGAGGAUGCUUUCAGCAAGAGCAAGCAGGAAUGUUACUCUUUGAAAUGCAACCUUGAAAAAGAAAAAAUGUUAACAAAGCAGCUGUCACAGGAACUGGAUGGCUUAAAAGUCCGUAUAGGAGAGCUUGAAACAAUUGGAAGCAAAUUGGAAAAAACAGAGCUCACACUUAAGGAAGAUUUGACUAAACUGAAAUCAUUAACAGUCAUGCUUGUAGAUGAGAGGAAAACAAUGAAUGAGAAAAUAAAACAAACAGAAGAAAAACUACAAACUGCAAAUACACAACUUCAGCUGGAACAAAAAAAAGUUAUGUCAGUCACCGAAAAACUGAUUGAAGAAAGUAAGAAGGCAUUAAAAUCUAAAACUGAUGCAGAGGAAAAAAUGUCCCAUCUCACAAGAGACAGGGAUGAGUUGAAAAACAAACUAAAAGCAGAGGAAGAGAAAGGAAGUGAUCUCUCCUCCAAAAUGAACCUGCUAAGGAAAAAGCUUCAGUCCUUAGAAGCCAUUGAAAAGGAGUUUCUUAAAAAUAAACUUAAGGAAACUACCAAGCCUAGCCCAUCUUUGCAGCAAGAAAACAACAAGAUUAAAGAACUAGCCCAGGAAAUUGAGAGGCUCAAACACAAACUUAAAGAAAUGAAAGCCAUAGAAGAUGAUCUCAUGAAAACAGAGGACGAAUUUGAAUCUUUAGAACGUAGAUAUAUCAACGAACAAGACAAAGCCAGAUUCCUAUCAGAGGAGCUUGAUGUUGUGAAGAGAGAAUUGGCUCGAUAUAAGUUAGCAGAGAAGACAGAAUGCAACCACGAACAGAGAUUAUUCAGGAAACUCAAGGAAGAAGCAGCCAAAUCAGGACACCUUUCAAGGGAAGUAGAUGCACUGAAGGAGAAAAUCCACGAGUACAUGGCAACAGAAGAUUUAAUAUGUCAUCUAAGGGAAGACCAUACAAUCCUGCAGAAGAAACUCACUCACCAAGAAAACAAAAACAAAGAAUUGGGAAGAGAAAUGGAAAUCCUUACUAAAGAACUAGAGAGGUAUCGGCGUUUCAGUAAGAGCCUCAGACCAAGUCUCAAUGGAAGGAGAAUUUCAGACUUGCAAGUUCUCUCUAAGGAAGUUCAAACAGAACCAGCAGACAAUGAACCACCUGAUUACAAGAGUCUAGUUCCUUUGGAACGGGCUGUCAUAAAUGGACAUUUAUAUGAAGAGAGUGACAACGAAGAAGACGACGACAACAAUGACGAUGAGCAAACAAUAUCCUUCAAGUACAAUUCCGCUGUUGCAAAUGCAGUAAACAAUAGUAAACUCUGGAUACCGUGGAUGAAGUCCAAAGAAAGCCAUAUCCAAAAUGGAAAAGUUCUCACCAAGCAGAAUGGAAACUGCAUUCAGCCUGGAAAUUUGGUUCUAAGCCAUACACCAGGCCAGCCUCUUCAUAUAAAAGUUACUCCUGACCAUGGACAAAACACAGCUACCCUUGAAAUAACAAGCCCUACUACAGAGAGUUCCCACUCUUUUACGAGUACAGCUGUGAUACCCAACUGUGGCACACCAAAGCAAAGGAUAACCAUAAUUAAAAAUGGGUCUUUAACGCCUAUAAAAUCUAAAGUAGUUGAUGGUUAUACAAGUCCAGAGCAAGCCAUGCCACCACUCACUAUGUCUGCCUUUGCUACAUCUCAAACACCCGAAUCAUGUGGCUCUGUAACUCCUGACAGGACAAUGUCCCCUCUGGCUCUUACAAGUGCUUCAAGUUCCCCGGAGCAGGUACUUUCACCAGAGCCUCUGGAAACCGGUGACAAGCAUGCUAUCUUUAGAGUAUCCCCUGAAAGGCAGUCGUCCUGGCAGUUUCAAAGAUCUAACAGUUCUGGUUCUAGUGUGAUAACUACUGAAGAUAAUAAAAUACAUAUUCACUUAGGAAGCCCUUAUGUUCAAGCUAUUCCUAAUUCAGCAAAAAACAUUAGCCCUUGCACCACAGUGCAGGAUAGCAGAAGUCCAGCAUUAGCUAAUGGAACACCAACUAAAGCUAUCAACAAAAUCACCAGCAGCAUCACUAUUACACCAACAGCCACUCCUCUCCCACGGCAAUCACAAAUUACAGUAAGUAAUGUGUAUAACUGACCCUCCCUCGCUGUGUUGACUUACUUACUUACUUACCACCAAUACAAACUUAUACUCUCCGUCCUGGCAAGAGAGAUUUGGACUAUUUUAAUUAGAACUUUGUGAGAAUUCCUUGCAUGUGGUCCAACAACAGCAUACAGAACUAACAUGAAGACCCGUCUCUUUAAACAUAUAUAAAGUGUGCACUUACUGUAUUACCUGUUCAUUUAAAUAACUUUUUGUAAGACACUUAAGACUUGCACUUGUAUAAAUGCAUCUUUGUGUAUUGAUGUUUUCAAUAACUGACAUUAUUUCUUGACUGCAACUUUUUGGGUGAAAUAUUUUAACAUUACAAAACAGUAAAUAAUUGUGUUUUUUAACCAC
This is a messenger RNA of Zootoca vivipara (common lizard), 3545 nucleotides long. It is a transcript of the gene FILIP1L, whose product is annotated as filamin A interacting protein 1 like. NCBI's taxonomy places the organism in Eukaryota, Metazoa, Chordata, Lepidosauria, Squamata, Lacertidae. The record is from RefSeq and is a predicted model, not a curated record.